UUUUACGUGGCAUCAACUAGAAACGCACGUGUGUAGCGGACAGUGCAUAAGUCGCACAUUGUCUUCAUGCGUCUUGGGUAUCGUCAACAUGACCUCAGAUGGAGGUGUUCUGUUAAAGAAAACAAUGGAAAGAGAAGCCGUCGUUCAGAUUCAGAAACUAAUCGUAAGUAGCAUUGUUUCUGGUUCAUUUCUACAAAGGAUUACCGGCUUCGUGGAUUCAGUUGUGUACCUUCAUUACCGAGAACCCACCUUCAUAAUUGCGGACGGGAACACCAUCAGUGAAAUUAUCAUUGGGUAUGCUCCAGAGAUGCGAGCUUUCAUAGCUGGAUCAAACACCUAUCUUGAGUCCUUGGACAUUUCACAAUGUUUAUUGGAUCGUGUGCCGCCUACCCUUCCCAAGCUAAUCAAGUUGAAAAGUCUUUCCAUAAAACAAUGCAAGUUAAUGGUACUCCGACUGGAUCUGUUAGUAGACAAUCAGAAUCUGAAAACCCUGGAUCUAUCCUACAAUCAAAUUCGGCAACUGCUUCCAGUAACUGGACGACCCGCGAGGAUGUUAAGCAUUGAAAAGCUAAUGCUCUCCGGCAACCCUCUGAGUCGUUUUGACAUGACUGUACUUGCAUCGAUGUCGCGGCUGACAUUACUCAAUCUGCAAGAAACUCAAAUUAUUCAUUUCGAGGUGUCAACAAGAAUUACCUUCCAAAACUUUAAAACCUUUUACUUCGAAAAAAACCAAGUCACAUUAAUCAAUCUGAGAAACUUGACAAUUCCCAAUUUCGAAAAUCUUGCGCUGGGAUCAAACAUAAUCAAUAAGUUGCCAUCUAUGCCGGAAAGAUUACCGAAGUUAAACUAUUUUGCACUGCACCGUACCAUGGUAACCCAGUUGGACUUGAGCUAUUUUAAACCGUAUCAAAAUCUAACAAUGAUUUACCUUUAUAAAAAUCAAAUCACCUCUGUGAGUGCUUCGUCCCCUGUACAGCUGCCAGUAUUUCGGUUAUCAUUAAACGGUAACAAAAUCACCACCUUCGACAUCUCGGGAUGUGACAUGCCCAACAUAACCUUGUUGGACCUUACAGACAACCGACUUACCGUGAUUCCUCCUGUUUAUGACAAAUAUCCACAAAUUCAAUUAACAAUGAAUGGCAAUCCCGUUCUUCCGUGCGAUGCUCUACUUCCUUAUAUAGAUCAGCUUGAGAAAAGCUUGUUUAAAAAGGAUCAAAUAGAUGUAAGCAUGGCGUGUUCUACGACGUCUUUGCUUUUUGUAGGUAAAUCCAGAAAAAUAUGCUGUGAAGGUUAACACGGUACAAUAUUGUAACCAAUUUUAAAAUAGAAAAGCUGUGUGCAAAAUUGAAUCAUUGACUAUUAUUACAAGAAUAUAAUUGGCCUAGAUUGGACUAGUAUGUAGCGGUGGGAUAGAUCAUCUUAAUUGAAGAAUAAUUGACAGCGCAGUUAAAUAUUUUUGUUUGGAAUACGCAGGGUUCCUCCAUAGUGCUGAUAAUGUUUGCACACAUUUUCAACUAAUUGUGAGGAGAUUUCAAGCUCUAGCCGAUGUAUCAAGCCACACGAAUGUAUUACUUUAUAUUACAAACAUUCCAAAAAUAAACUCAAAUGUAUCAAAUGACCUGAGAAACCCUGCAAUCAUUAGCCAUGUGUUUGACAUCUGGACCAAGGCACCUCCGGCUCGGCUAAAGGGUAAGUUAUGCCUUGUUAAGCAAAUAGGCAAAUAAACACAUUAAUACAUCCCAGUAUUCAUUACAUUUCAAUUACCAAUUCUCUAUUUUCCAAAGAGCCAUUCUAGUUCCGGUAAAAUGAAAUGAGAUUUAUUAACCAAUUGUGGUCUAGAAUAUCCAAAUUAGAACAUUAUUUCUCUGUUUGAAACCACCUAAAAUUCAAAAUUAAAAUACAAUUUGUCGGCAACAACUGCAGUGCUGUCCAUCCCCAAAUUAUACGAUCGUUUCAUCGGACUCGACAGUUUUGAUCAGUGUGCUGUGGUUGGAGGACCUGUCCUCUCCAUCUGCAAAAUGAUUGCUGUGUACAGUAAGAUAUCAAGCUUUCCGUAGCAUAUUCUUCGCUAACAGCAACGAUUGUAACCUAUUGCACAUCCUCAGCAGCAGUAUUACUUCUGUGCAUCCUCCUUAGCCUGGUUGGUCUACCUUCCUGCUCAGCCCAAUGCUUAGAAGGCAGUAUGUAUUUUUGUAACAUCGGAGUUAUCAACAUGACCUCGGACGGAGGAGCGAAGAUACGUAAAGCCAUCGAUACCGUGCAAGACAGCUUGUAUGUAGCAUUUAGCAUUGAAAAGUUGAUCGUCAGUAGCAGUGCUUCGGGUCCGUUCCUGCAACGAAUUGCCACGCUAACUGAGCAGAUUUCGUACAUGGCCUAUAAGGAUCCCGUGUUCCAACUGCCGGCAGACAACACACUCACCGAAAUUGAAAUCGUCAAUGCUAAAAUGCUACGUUCGUUAGUAGCUGGCACGAACCGUCAUUUGACGCGACUGUACUUGGAAAACUGUCUUCUCGAUCGUAUACCACCGACACUCUCCAAUAUGAUCGAGUUAGAGGAGCUGCUUAUCAUGCAGUGUGCAUUGACAGCGCUGCGCCUAGACGUGCUGGUGAACAAUCCCAAACUCACCACCAUCGAUCUGACGCGUAAUCGAAUUCGUCAACUGUUUCCGAUCACCACGCCACCAAAAACCAAGCUAGCUGUAACAUUCCUCGGUUUGGCUGCAAAUCAACUGGAACGUCUAGACAUGUCCAUGUUUGCCUUCAUGCCGGAACUGGAACAGUUCGAUGUGCGAGGUAAUCGGAUCGUCCGCUUUGAGGCUACGGCACCAGUAACCUAUGGUUCGCUUACGCGACUACUCGUCUCUUCCAACAAUAUCACGCAGUUCGAUACGCGCAAUCUUACUCUUUCGGAACUGCGCUCACUAUACUUGGACGAUAACGCACUCACCGAACUUCCCACACAUUGGGGCAAGCUACCAAAACUAAUCUACCUCGGGUUUGAUCGAAACUAUCUGAAACGGGUCGAUAUGAGCUUUUUUGGAAAGUUCCCAACAUUGACUGCAAUCUUUAUCAGCGAAAACAUCGUCGAAACGAUCCGCACCUCCACUCCGAUCACGAUGCCAGAGCUAGAUAUCAUACUGUUCGAAAGCAAUCAGAUUGUCUCGGUGAAUUUUACUGGCUGUAAUUUUCCUAAGAUGAACCUCGUUUCGUUGACAAACAAUCGCCUUACAACGAUUCCGCCUCUGUUGCAACGAUUUUCCGAAUCGCGACUGACAAUGGAAGGCAAUCCGAUUAAAUGUUCCAGCAUGACGGCAUUAAAGAGCAAAAUCACUGACUAUAGGCUCUACGUGACCACCGGUACCACGCAGUCCGACUGUCCCACAACUUCAUCGAUCGCACUUGAUCAAGAGCGGCUAGCUUGCUGUGAUGCUUGAUAGUUCGUUCCGACACGUGAAUCUAUAGUGUAUUCGCAAAUUCAAAAAGUUUCAGAAUAAAAUAUGCAAGCAAAUCUA
Molecule: messenger RNA, 3511 nt
Organism: Anopheles gambiae (African malaria mosquito)
Lineage: Eukaryota; Metazoa; Arthropoda; Insecta; Diptera; Culicidae
Exons: 1
Coding region: 2183-3433 (416 amino acids)
Molecular function (GO): protein binding
Source: RefSeq, a predicted model, not a curated record